Molecule: messenger RNA, 2340 nt
Organism: Durusdinium trenchii
Lineage: Eukaryota; Dinophyceae; Suessiales; Symbiodiniaceae
Source: the annotation of a GenBank genome assembly
AUGACUUUGUCGAUAUAGAAAGCAGAGCGCUGCUCAAGCCAAUCCAUUUCGCGCUUGCAAUGGAGGGCAAACUCUCCAAGAGGGCAAGGCCUGAGAAAGAGGAGGAGAUGAACGUGAAGCAGCGAAAGUUGGACAGCUGGUGCCGCCCGAGGUCGGAAACACCGGCGGCAGUGGCCACUCCUUCGCGUGCUGGCUCUUGGAUGUUGGAGGAGCUUCCAGACGCUGCGUCUUUGCGCCUCAAGGGCACCAUGCGCAUGGACGUGCGCAGCAAGCGCAAAGAGGAGGUGGUGGUGAUUCCAGACUCCGAUGAGGAAAGGGAAACCGUGCCCAAGCGGAGCACGAAGGGCAUUCUGCGCGUGUCGGCGGGCCGUGCGGCGGCCGUGGCGGGGAUUCAUUGCUAUGCCGAUGUGGGGGAGGUCUUUUUGGAGCUCCUCUACCAGGAUCAGCCGGAGCUGCUCCUGGCAGAUGCGCAGCUGGCGGGCGUUGAAGUGGUUUCCCCUCAGUUGGAGCGCGCGCGGCUGGUGGAGAAGAGCGGGGAGGCCACAGGCUUGGAGGCAGCACUCAAGGCCGCCCAAGAGGCUCAGAAUGUGGAGGCUGCCGAGGGGGCUCGCAGCCAACUGCGAGACCUCGUGGCGAAGGCCAAGGCAGAUGGACGAAUCACAGCUGAAGAGGCGGCAGAGUUGCAACAAACUUUGGAGUUGGAAGUGAACCUCGACUUUGGCGCGCGGCACGAGGACUCAGCGAUCGAACGUUACGAGAAGAAGGUGGGCUCCAAAGUCUAUGGCCAACAACAACGCGUAUUUUUGCCCAUGCCAGUGGACGGCCCGCAGUUCGCCGUGUGCCAAGCCUUCCCCCCGCCCUUCAUCUCGGCUGUGCGGCCACGCGAGGAGAAACCCAAGGAGGAUCAAGGUGCCAGGCCCCUAUUCUUCCUGACGGGCUAUGUCGAUGGGCUGGUGGAUGUGCAACGCGACAGUCCUGCACCAGGGGCUGCGGCGACGCCCCUGUCAACCUCUCACGCCGAUGAGACACUGGUGGUGGAGGUGAAGCAUCGCAUGGGCCGGAUCAAGGACCCUCCAAAUAUCUAUGAUGUGGUGCAGCUUUGCAGCUACUGUCGGGCUUUGGGCUGCUUAAGAGGCGACCUCGUCCAGUGCCUGCGGGGCAAAAGAGAUGGAGAGCAGCUGCACGUGACACGCAUCGACUUCUCGGAUGCUUGGAUUGGCACCGGGCGCCGGUCCCAGCGACAUGGCCAUCCAUAAAUCAAAGCAACCAGGCUCCUGAGUCCUUGUAAAUGUGAGUUGGAGGAUCCACUUGUGUUAUUGUUUUGUUUUGUUUGUUAUGAGGCUGUUGAAAGGGAUGGGAUCCUCGACCUUAGUGCUUGUACUCGUAGAUACUAGCAAUGUCCAUCACCCGGUCAAACACUGUGCGCUUUCAUUUGCUUUCAGGCUAUACGAUGCUUUACGUGGUAUAUGGGCCUAUGGGGCCUUAUUAGCUCCCCAGCGAAAAUCGUCAUCAAAAAGUGCGGGUGUAUAGAAAACAAGAGCCAGACAUCUACGUCCAAGUGAUCUCUCGAGUUUUGAGUUUGUGGUGCCUCCGCUUUUCCCAGUGGUCUAUUCACGUACGGUGUGGAUAUAUAGAAAUAUAUAGAUAUGAUAUGUCUUUAUUUUAUAUAGGGUGCCCAUGACAUCCAUGUCACCAAUAAUUGUUUGGAUCCUUGCUGAAAUACGGAGACUCUUCCAACUUCCAACUUGCGUGGGCGACUCUUGAAGCCUGGGAGACCCAUCCUCCAAUGCCUUUCCAAGCCAUUGAUCGCGUCUCCAUUUCUCCAUUUCCCGCUUGCAAGGCGAGGAAAUGUCUUGGACAGAUAUGGAAACAGCUCAGUUGUUGACAAACUUCCGCAGUAUGUGUGCCUGUUUGGUUAUUGAUGGUGUUGCAGUAGAGCGUUAGAGAUGACAUCCAAUAGUGGUGAAGCAUGUGAAGCGUAGGAAGAUUUGAAUGUUUACCAGCCCCCCUAAUCCCUACAUGACAAUCCCCCAUUUUUAGAUUCUUUUGGCAAUCAGACUCCGCGGCUGCAGGAGGGAAGCCCUGACCGAGUGGGCUUCGACCGGCACGUGUUGCCCAACCUCUACGCCACGUGCCAUGCGGUCUACGCCGCCCGCGAGGACACGGCGUGGCGGGUGAAGUUGCUGCAGGCGCCUCCGGAGGAGCGGCGCCAGAUUGUGGGGCAACUUUGCCCCCACCUGGACAAUUGACAAGUGAGCCGUCAAGUGAGUAGAGGUCUUGAAGGCCGAUGCCUGCCCAAGUCAGGUCGAGCUCAGUGCCAAAGACUGUCAGAUCUUCACA